AUGGUAACCAAGUCCUCCUCGGCGGUGGUGGUUCACGCCGGCGAGCACCUGUUCAAGGUCAUCGGCCACUCCACGAUCACGGGCAAGAUUCUGCUCACUUCCGACACUUUCCGCGUUGCUGAUCACGACUGGGCUAUCAUGUACUACCCGAACGGCGAUGCUAGGGUCGUCAACGACCAGUUCAGUUCGAUUUUCCUUAAGCUGAUGACUGCUGGCGAGGAAGAGGUCAGGGCCUACUAUUCCUUCUGCCUCCAGGACCCCGCGGCGCCGGCGACAGGGGAGAAGCACAAAUACAAAACCGGCCCCAAGAAGUUCUCAUCCACAGAUUGGGGCUGGGGUAGGAGCAAGUUUGUGAGUAAGGCCGAUUUGUCCGGGUGCCUCGACGAUGGCUGCCUAGUGAUCAAGUGCACCAUCGAGGUCCCAAGACUGAUGGACGACCAACAGGAGGGCGACGAAAAUGACGGCGUCAUCGUCCCACCCGCAGACCUAAGCAAAGAUCUAGCUAAUCUUCUAGACAGCGGGCUUAUCCUAUCAAAGGCAGACCUGACCAUCAAGAUCGGCUGGUUCAAGAGAUUCAAGGUGCACGCGUGCGUGCUUGCUGCGAGAUCGCCCGUCUUCCGAGCCCAGCUGUGCGGUGCCAUGAUGGAGAGCAGAGAAAGCAGCAUCCGCAUCGAGGACGUGGAUGCCAAGGUUUUCGAGAUCCUGCUGCAUUACGUGUACAAUGAUCGUCUGCCGGAGUCUAUGGACGAGACAACGGAGGAGACCACAAACAUGGCGCAACAUUUGCUUAUCGCGGCUGAUCGUUACGCAAUGGAAAGGCUAAAGCUGAUGUGCGAGAGCAGGCUGAGCAAGGCGCUGGAUAUCAACACGGUGGGUUUCACCUUGGAUCUUGCAGAGCAAUACCAUUGUCAGCAGCUCAAGGAUUGCUGUCUCAGGUAUAUGACAAGAAACAGCAAGAGAUUACAAGAAAUCAUAAACAGCGAGGGGUUUGCUCAACUAAAGCGAAACCACCCACAGGCUGCAUUCGAUAUUCUUGGACAAGUUAUUGCCUUACUGGCAACUUAG
This is a messenger RNA of Triticum urartu, 1065 nucleotides long. NCBI's taxonomy places the organism in Eukaryota, Viridiplantae, Streptophyta, Magnoliopsida, Poales, Poaceae. The record is from RefSeq and is a predicted model, not a curated record.